AUGGGCAAUUGCUUUGCUCUCUGUAAAACCAUUAAGAACUUCUGUGCAGGAGCUUCCGCAAGCAAGCAUCAAAAAGUUUUGCAGGUUGUGAAGAUGGAUGGAAAGAUCUUUGAGUUCACAGAACCAAUUGUUGUGAAAGAUUUACUGGUAAAUUUUGUGGGUUUGGGUGUUGGUAAUUCAAAGAAAGCUUCCCAGCAUCUUCCUCCUAGCUACGAGUUGAUGUUAGGGAACGUAUACUAUCUUCUUCCUUUGGUGGGCACUGUUCAGACUACUGUUAGCCCUGCUGGUGUCUCGCCACCGGAUAAAAGAGAACAAGAAGGUAGUGUUAAGAGGAUUAAAGUUGUAAUAACAAAGCAACAGCUUCAAGAAUUGUUAUCAAAACAGAUAUCAGUUCAGACGGUGCUGUCAGGGCUUGAGAAGAAGACACAACUUUCGGGUGAUUCUUCAAUUAGUUGGAGGCCUAACCUUGAAUCCAUUCCCGAAGGAAUCGAGGUGAACAUGACUAUUGAGAACAUCAAACUAGUCCCUUUUGGCAGGAAAAUCCCCGAUUGGCUCACACUUGGGACAACAGGGAUGUUCCUUUGA
This is a messenger RNA of Ilex paraguariensis (yerba mate), 585 nucleotides long. NCBI's taxonomy places the organism in Eukaryota, Viridiplantae, Streptophyta, Magnoliopsida, Aquifoliales, Aquifoliaceae. The record is from the annotation of a GenBank genome assembly.